CGCGCCAGUGAGUGCUGCUGUUGCCGGCGAGCGAGCGGCGCGGCGGAGGGCAGCGGAGGCAGCGGGUGAGGGCGGCGGCGGCGCCUGAAGCGUACCCAGCGGCUACAGAGAGGCGACCCGCGGGGCGGCGGGCACCGGCGGACACCCGCAGGCGAGGCCGGCGCGGGCGGUAGGCGGCGGCGGCGGCAGCUCGGUGGAGGCUCAGGCGGCGAGGAUGCUGCCGGGGAGGCUGUGCUUGGUGCCGCUCCUGCUGGCGCUGGGCGUGGGGAGCGGCGGCGGUAGUGGCGACGGCGGGGACAGCCGGCGGCGCCGCCUCCUCGCGGCGAAAGUCAAUAAACAUAAGCCAUGGAUUGAGACGUCGUAUCAUGGAGUCAUUACUGAGAACAAUGACACAGUCAUUUUGGACCCUCCACUGGUAGCCCUGGAUAAAGAUGCCCCAGUACCUUUUGCAGGGGAAAUCUGUGCAUUCAAGAUCCACGGGCAGGAGCUGCCCUUUGAGGCCGUGGUACUCAAUAAGACAUCUGGAGAGGGCCGGCUUCGUGCCAAGAGUCCCAUCGAUUGUGAGUUGCAGAAGGAGUACACCUUCAUCAUCCAGGCCUAUGACUGUGGUGUGGGACCCCGGGAGGCAGCCUGGAAGAAGUCACACAAGGCUGUGGUCCACAUCCAGGUGAAGGAUGUCAAUGAGUUUGCUCCCACCUUCAAAGAGCCAGCCUACAAGGUCAUCGUCACAGAAGGCAAAAUCUAUGACAGCAUCCUGCAGGUAGAAGCCAUUGAUGAAGACUGCUCCCCCCAGUACAGCCAGAUUUGCAACUAUGAAAUUGUCACAACAGAUGUGCCUUUUGCCAUUGACAGAAAUGGCAACAUCAGGAACACAGAGAAGCUGAGCUUUGACAAACAACGUCAGUAUGAGAUCCUGGUAACUGCUUAUGACUGUGGACAGAAGCCUGCUGCUCAGGACACCCUGGUACAAGUGGAUGUGAAGCCAGUGUGCAAGCCUGGCUGGCAAGACUGGACCAAAAGGAUUGAGUACCAGCCCGGCUCGGGGAGCAUGCCCUUGUUUCCCAGCAUCCACCUGGAGACGUGCGAUGGCGCUGUGUCCUCCCUCCAGGUCACCGCCGAGCUGCAGACUAAUUACAUCGGCAAGGGCUGUGACCGUGAGACCUACUCCGAGAAAUCCCUUCAGAAAUUAUGUGGAGCAUCCUCGGGCAUCAUUGACCUCUUGCCAUCCCCUAGCGCGGCUACCAACUGGACUGCAGGACUGCUGGUGGACAGCAGUGAGAUGAUCUUCAAGUUUGAUGGCAGGCAGGGUGCCAAGAUCCCCGAUGGGAUUGUGCCCAAGAACCUGACAGACCAGUUCACCAUCACCAUGUGGAUGAAACAUGGUCCCAGCCCCGGGGUGAGAGCUGAGAAGGAAACCAUCCUCUGUAAUUCGGAUAAAACUGAAAUGAACCGGCAUCACUAUGCCCUCUAUGUGCACAACUGCCGCCUCGUCUUCCUCCUGCGGAAGGACUUCGACCAGGCAGACACCUUCCGCCCUGCAGAGUUUCACUGGAAGCUGGACCAGAUUUGUGACAAAGAGUGGCAUUACUAUGUCAUCAAUGUGGAGUUUCCUGUGGUCACUCUAUACAUGGAUGGAGCAACAUAUGAACCAUACCUGGUGACCAAUGACUGGCCCAUUCAUCCAUCUCAUAUAGCCAUGCAACUUACUGUCGGCGCCUGUUGGCAAGGGGGCGAAGUGGCCAAACCACGCUUUGCACAGUUUUUCCAUGGCAGCCUCGCCAGCCUCACGAUCCGUCCUGGCAAAAUGGAAAGCCAGAAGGUGAUUUCUUGUCUGCAAGCCUGCAAAGAAGGGCUGGAUAUUAAUUCCUUGGAAAGCCUCGGGCAAGGAAUAAAGUAUCACUUCAACCCUUCACAGUCUGUCCUCGUGAUGGAAGGCGAUGACAUUGGGAACAUCAACCGAGCCCUCCAGAAGGUCUCCUACAUCAACUCCAGGCAGUUCCCAACAGCAGGUGUCCGGCGCCUCAGACUCUCUUCCAAAGUCCAGUGCUUCGGGGAAGAUGUGUGUAUCAGCAUCCCAGAUGUGGAUGCCUACAUCAUGGUCCUGCAGGCCAUCGAGCCUCAGAUCACCCUCCAGGGAACAGAGCGCUUCUGGAGACCUGCUGCCCAGUUUGAAAGUGCCAGAGGAGUGACUCUCUUCCCUGACAUCAAGAUUGUGAGCACCUUUGCCAAAACUGAGGCAUCUGGGGACACAAGAACCACAGGCACAGCCCCCAAAUCAGCAGUCUUGGAAGAAAUGCUACACAACUUGGAUUUCUGUGACAUUUUGGUGCUUGGAGGGGACUUGGAUCCAAGACAAGAGUGCUUGGAGCUCAACCACAGUGAACUCCACCAACGACACCUGGAUGCCACUAAUUCUACGGCUGGCUACUCCAUCUAUGGUGUGGGGUCCAUGAGCCGCUACGAGCAGGUGCUGCACCACCUCCGUUACCGCAACUGGCAUCCCACUUCCCUUGAGACCCGGAGGUUCCGGAUCAAGUGUUCAGAACUCAAUGGGCGUUACACUAGCAAUGAGUUCAACUUGGAGGUCAGUGUCCUGCAUGAAGUCAGAGUCUCUGACAAGGAACACGUCAACCACCUUAUUGUGCAGCCACCAUUCCUCCAGUCUGUCCAUCACCCUGAGUCCCGGAGUAGUAUCCAGCGCAGUUCAGUGGUCCCGAGCAUCGCCACAGUGGUCAUCAUUAUCUCGGUGUGCAUGCUGGUGUUUGUUGUGGCCAUGGGUGUGUACCGAGUGCGAAUUGCCCACCAGCAUUUUCUCCAAGAGACUGAAGCUGCCAAAGAGGCCGAGAUGGACUGGGAUGACUCUGCACUGACUAUUACAGUCAACCCUAUGGAGAAACAUGAAGGGCCAGGGCAUGGGGAAGAAGAGACUGAAGGAGAGGAAGAGGAGGAAGCAGAGGAAGGCAUGAGCUCCAGCAGCAGUGGCUCUGAUGACAGCGAAGAGGAAGAGGAGGAAGGAAUGGGCAGAGGCAGACAUGGGCAGAGUGGCACGAGGCAAGCCCAGCUGGAAUGGGAUGAUUCCAUCCUCUCCUACUAGUGCUAUGGGCCUGCUGACCAGCCCAUGUGCCCCUUUUGUAAAGCCCAACCCAAUGUAUGCCCAAGCCUGUCACACUAGCCUCUAAUUUAUGUCGGGUCUGGGAAGGUCAUCAGCUUCCUGGAAUCUACCCUCUAUGUUUGGGGCACUGCCUGUGUCCCAACCAUGGGGCACUUCCAAGAGCCCAGUGUCACCACCAGUGAGGACUUCAGGGUGGUUCCAUUGUCCUGUGGCCCUCAUUUCUUCUGCCUUGGGCUCACCCAGAAUCCUGUCACUCACCCAGUCUGCAGAGUUCUGAGCAUCUUGUUCUUUUCUGCAGGGGAAAAGGUCCACCUUUAAGCCACUUAUCCUAGGCUCAGUGUUUUCGAACUCCUUGGGUUGUAACUCACUGUGUAUGUACUUGACUAAAUAGCCUUUCUCCACUGACACCAGCAGGUCCUCCCUACGCUUGGUCUCCAGGUUGCUUUCUAUAGGGAAGGCAGUGGAAUUUCAUACGCCCAAAUUCUUAGGGCUUAAGAAUUGAAAAGAAAGCCUUUCUUGAGACAGAAUUGAGUUUCAAGGUAAAAGUUCAUAGUGUACAUGUACAUACACAACCACCACACACACACACACACACAAACCACCACCACCACCACCACCACACCACACACUUCCUAUCUUGGGGAGCCUUUCCUUUUACUUCUUUCUGAGACUACAUAAACUGGUCUAAAAAAAAUUUAAAACCAAAAGUUAGUUGGUCUUUGACCAUAAGUAGAGUGUAUCCUCAUCACAGGGCUUGCUAACAAGCAUCCUGACCUGCCUAGAGAAGGUCUAGGCAGGUGGGACUUCCCCAUCCAGGGCUAUCACCACACAGAACCAUAGGGCCCGGGAAGAAUUUCACACAGGCACUGUUCAGGUGAUGGCUUGGACUUGGCUGUUGCCAAGAGCCAAAGAAUGAGCUAAUGGGGUGACUCAACAAGGCUUCAUGGUGGACAGAAAUCUGCUUUGACAUGGGGUUGGUAUGGCUGGACUCCACCAGAGAAAAGCAACCUAAAGGUUGACAAGGCUGUCACCACCUAGCCUGUGGUCCCUUAUCACCUGUUACUGUUUUCUCUUGAGGAAGCAACACCAUUUUUCAGAUAUAGUAGAACAAAUAUAGGCUCUCUCAGUCUGCAAUGAAAGUUGGGAAAUUCAACUGCUGGGAAUUCAAAGCAUAUUUGUAAUAAUAGCAGCUGCCUCUUUUUCUUCUCAUAAAAGGGGGAGAUGCUUUGAAUAGAGGGCAAAUAUAUCAAAACCCUAAUUUCUUCUUCUUUCUUCUUAUUUUAAUAAGGAAGACUUUUCCAUCUCCAUUCUAACAUGGUAACAUGGGCAGUUCGUGAGGAGAAUUGUUGCUAUAGUAACUGGUGGACAAUCUUUUGUGGCCUAGAGAAUAGCAGGCAAGAAUUAAGGCUGUUGUAAGAGUUCCACAAGGCUUUGAGGACAUGUUUAUUUCAAACACCUUGAGCUCUUCUUUGUUUCAGUCUGUAUGGGUCACCCCCAGCCUCCUAUUCUGCCCCAAGCCCAUCCUGAAUUGACUUGGUGCACAUCCACAGUUGGUCUCUCAUCACAUAGCAUUCAGGUUCAACCUACUAUUCCCCUUGUCAUCAUCCAAACAUAGCAUUCAGGGAGUGGUUACAACUGAUGUCCUCUACUCUGCUCAGCCCUCCAGGCAGUGAGGGUCCAUGCCAGGUCUGUGCAAGCUUCUCACUGGGGAGAACUACCUUAUGCUGCUUUCUCAUCUUCCAAAGUGUUUUGUGCAAACCUUCCCUUUCUUGAGCCUCCAAGCAAACCUGUGAAAUAUUUGAGAAAUCUGUUAUUAGGUAUGGGUUUUGUAUGUGUGUGUGUGUGAUGAGUAAACUGAGCCUCAGAGUCAGUGUCCUGCUAAUAGUCAGUUCAGAGGUGCAGACUACACUAUGGUCUACUUAUGUUCGUAUUAACGUGCAUUUCUGAGCACCCACUAUGUGCUAACUAAGCACAGUACCAGCAGCAGUGGGAAUGGGAUGAAGCUGAUUGAGACAGGCCUUUCCCCAUAGAGACCUGUAGAAGGGACACAAACAGGCAUGGAAAUUACACAGGAGAGAGGAGGAGGAAGUGACAAAAGACACAGGAAGAAAAGGGACACAUUUACCAACUCAACCAGUGCCCUGAUUUUUCCCUCUUGGAAGAAACUUGAGAUUUGAUAUUCAUUGAAAGGAAAUAGACACAUCUCCCAUGAAUUACCCCAAUCAAAUGCCCCCUUUUCUGCCAAGCUAUUUCUGCACAUUUACAAGGGGAAAAUCUACAGGACCAGUUAGGCUUCACAAUCCCAUUAUUUAAAUAAAAAGACAUUCUUCAGUCAGGCAUUUAGGAGCUACUGAAUUCUCCCAAAAUUAUGGCAGUAAAGGGAACACUUUGUAUGUUUAAAACCAAUCCUUUUUGAAUGAGAUUUUGAUUGCAAAUAUUUAAGUCUAGGGUUUAUGAGAGCACUUUCCUCUGCUCUGGCUUUUCAGUUCCGAUUGGGUGGAAAGCCGUUCUUGUGCCCCCGAGCUACCUCUUGUGGCUACAUUACUCAUUCAUGGUUAGGUGAGCUGUUUGGAGUAUUAAAAGUCCUUUAUGUUUUGUGUGAGGUGGGGGAGGGGGAAGCAGAUGGAAGUUGGGAAGCAUCUGGAUAAGCAAGCAAAGAUAUGUCAUUGCAGGAAGCAUUCGGUGGCUGGACUCAUAAUUGCAGGGGAAUGGUGACAACAAGAACCCAAAGCCUUUCCCAAAGCUGAGAUGUCUAGAUGAUGCUACUGGGACCACAGGCUUUUCUCCUGUUCCCAACACUCACUUUGUUACCUUGGGUAAGAUGGGGGUGGUUAUAAAAUAGUAAGCUUCAGCAGGUAUCCAGGUGAAUGGUAGGUAAUAGCAUAUGCCUCCCAUCAGAUAUUCUGGCCAUGAGUGCAAGAUACUAAUCACACUGGCAUUUUCCAGUCUCUGUAGGGUCGUAUUUUAAAACCAAAAGCCCCAGAUGAUCAGGACACUGUGUGACUGCUCAGGAAGAGGUGAGCCGUCAAGCAGAGGCAGACUCAGCCCCAGGAGAAGCAGCUGACUGGUUUGGCCAGAGACCAGCCCAUUGCUUAGCUGGCCAAAUGGACAACCUGAGUCUGCUAUCAGAGCUUGAAAAUAGGUAACCAGCCAUUCUCUGGUAACCGAGGAGACAGAGAGGAAAAGGAGAAGGAGGGUGAGAUCAGAAGAGGCCAGCACAUUAUAGGCUGCCCCAGUGGAGUAAAGCCAUUAAGUCCAUUGGAGAAGUCUCUCCAGAAAUGCUGACUCUAUUGUAACAGAUUUAAACAACUUCUGUAAGUCUGACCAAGGCCCCAAGCCACACAGAUACAAAAACUGAUUUCCGAGACAGCCCUCACAUUAGCCAUGCUGUGAAUAUUAACAAAGGCUCUGAAUUUAACAAGGCAGUGUGUCUUCCAGGGACCUGAGUCUCUGUGAAGGGGACCACUGCUACUUCCGUCAUCCCUCCCCCUUCCUGUGCUUCAGAGAUCAACAAUCUUUGUUUGGAAACAUCCAGAAAAGAAAGACUUAGGGUACUAAGCCAUUUGUUCUCUCUGUUACUUGUACUGAACUCUGCCUCAGCACAUGAAAGCAACCACUGGCAAUGCCCAAACAAAGGGCCUUCCAAUUCGUUCCUCCAUCUAUUUUUCAGUAAAAUUGAUUUAUGAUACUGAGGGAAAAAAAGAGGAAAUUUGAAUUCGUUGAAUUCAGUUCAUGUCAUCAACUUUUCACUCUUUUUAUUUCUCAUUUCCCACUCAAAACUUUGCCUGCAAGACAUCUAGGAAACUAGCCACCAGGCAGAUCCAUGUGAGGCAGACACAGAGAGCAGCCCUCCAUUUCCCAGGGAAAAAAGCAGCUCUAUCAGCAUGCCAUGCCUAUCCAUCAGGUCCCUAGUGGUUGGUGCCUUGAACUGAACAGCUGGAAAACUCUGGGGUCUUUCGUGGAAGCUCUCUUAGAAGUGCACAGGAGAUUGGAGAAAAAUGAAAAAUAAAUAAGUGAACCAACAAAAUCCCACUUGUUAUUUUUGAAUUGAUGAAAUCAGACAACUAUUCCCAAGGGUUGGAUGCCUUAGACCCAGGGAACAGGCUAAUCACUGAGCACUGACUCCCUCUCCUCUGCUGAGGCAAGAGCUAACUCCCCAGGCUCAGCACCUUCCCAGCAGGGCUCAGUCCAUAAUGAUUUCCAAGCAGAAGUGUUCAUUAUCUGGGACUGAUUUUCAUUUCGGCCCUGUUCAUGUCUUUGCUCUAAAAAUGAUCCUAAAGACUUGUGGCUGUUUGAAUCAAUAGCAACACAAUCAGCAGAAAGCCCUGCCCAGCACACUCCAGAAUUAACAGUCUUCUUGCCUCCAUGACUCAAUAUUAGCAGCAAAGAAAGGAGUGCUUUUUCUUAAUCAUCUCCCCCAUUUAAAUUAGCCAGAUAGGCUUUGCAAAAAAAAUAUGGGAGGGAAUAAAUUUAGUUCUUUAAAAGAAUUUGCCAGUGAAUAGUAGAUGAUGCUCAUAUAACAUGCAGCCUCUGGGGAUCCCGGAAGUCUCCUGCAUGUGCUCAGGCAGGUUGUGGUGGCACAGGCUCCUCUCUGUGUGCCAGACAUUUAUCGAGGCUGACAAGCCAAAGCCCUUGGCAUGGUUUAAUUUUCAUGUAACCACUUUGCGUUGUCCAGCUGUAGGGAAAGGAAAUGAGCAAUGCCAGUUUUGAAGUCAACUCCAGCACCCUCAUUUGACUGUCUUUAUUUGUUUUACUUUAUGCAUUUAUUCUGCAUUAGCUUCCUUCUGACACUGGUUAGAAAGGGAGAGUUGGUUUUACAGGAGCUAUGGUAUAGAAGCCAAGCUCGACUUUGUCCCAUGGUAACAAAGAUAGACAGAAAUUACCUCGACAGCAUUUCUGAGAACAAUCAGAUAGCUGCUGUGUUCAGUCAAUUAGCAGAUGGGAGUCUCUGUUUGCAGUUAUGUUCAACAAAUUCAGGAGGUCCUCAUUGAGAACCCACGUGAGCUAGAGUCUAAGCCAGGAGCAGGAGAAGAGCAAAUGAAUGGCAUAUAGAGAGGGUCCCUGGUCUUGUAGUGCCAGAGGCUGUCAGAAGCAGUUAGGACGGUCGUGGGCAGAAGUUUAGGGGUAUAAUAUAAUUGCUUUACAGUCAUCUGUUUUAGCUAAGAUGGUAGGGAUGAUCCUAUGGGGUGCUGACAGCCUCCAUCAACAGACAGAGCUCUUUGGGGACGUGAGCAAUGUGCUCCUAAAUGCUCCUUCGAUAUCAUGGUUCAGGACACUUACAGAGGAAAGCCUUCCCCUCUAUGCAGAAAUAAUGACUGAUGGCUGAGAUUUGGUAAAACCUAAGACAGGAAGUCCUUAAAUAGGCGCAGCAGCAGCCAGGCAGAGCAGAUGGGUUAUGAACAGUGAUUUAAGAGGGCAUGGGGAGGGGGGAGGCGGCGGGAGGCUGACAGUCAACGCCCAGGGUCUGACCAGCCUCAUGUGAGAGUUCAUAUGUGAAGGGAGGAGCUCUGGAGGCUCUGCGGAGGGAGGUUUGCUGAGCACAUUGGACAGCUCCAGUUCUCUGGCUGUGUGAUUUGUGGGGUGAGACCAGCAGAAGCAGCACCCGGGAACUAGGGAGGCUUAGCAAGCUGUGCAUUAGGAGCAGUCUGGUUCUCGGGCAGGCCAGGGUUUGAGAACCAUUGCUGUGGAGGAAGAGACCAGCGUCCGCUGCUAACAAACUGGAGGAAAUCACCAGCUCCUGCUGCAGUAAGAGAGGGAAACAGAGCAGGGCCCGAGUUCACACCCUGAAGCAGUCAUUUCAAAGGACCUGCUCCCAAUUCCAACUUGUCUCCUCUGCUUGGGGGUGAGAUGAUCCCUGCCCGCGUGCCCCUUCACAGUAGUGAGAGGCACUGCCCAGGAGGGUUGUAUUGAAGUCACCCAGCUCCAGGGAGGCCACCUGCCCAGUUCCUGUCCAUUGAGUAGCCUCCUUCAAAGCCCCGUUUCAUGUGGCAGCAGUCACACUGCAGCAAUGAGCCCAGGCCACUAGGAGGCUGCUUUGCUCCCAGUAUGCAUCCAGGCAAACAGGGUCAUUCAAGGACACUCCAGGUUACUGCAGCACUAUUCAUUUGUAGUGAGACCGGGGAAAUGCAGUCACAAUUCAAACACUAAAUUGGAUGGGGAAUGGACUGCUUCUCUUGGAAGGACAGUAACCCAUGUUACUAAAAGUAGAAAGAGAAAAUAACAAAGUCAAACCUGCUGUUUCAUCUACAGUGGGAAUCUCAUCCCUGUGGUCUAUGUAGCCUUCAGGUCCCAACCAUUGUCCUUUCCUCGAACUACCAGUUACCUGUGGCCUGAUUUAUGGUAAGAUCUAUGGAAUAAGCACCAUAAACCUUCAGCUGGAACUCCUUGGUGUUUUACCAGUCACUGUGCCCAUGGCCUAAGUCUAACCUCAUUAUCAGGAUCUCAGAGUCAAGGUCAGAGCUCAGGGCAGAGAAGAGGAAUGAAGAACACCCUAAGGCAGGAGAACUAGUAAUAUUGAGUUUCUAUAAACCCAACCCAUCAUUCUCAGAAAAGUGUCCCUCCUGACAGAUGCCACACUGAGCCUCCAAGGACUCCAAAGGGAGCCCGAGCUCCCAAGGAUUCCAAAGGGAUACCAGCAGAGAGACCAUGGUGAAGGCACACAUCUCUAAGAAGUCAGAAUGUCCCCUUUUCGUUAAGUAGAAGGAAAGGAGGGAAAAAUAACAGAAAAGAAAAUGUAGGGCAUGCCUAUUAUUUACCUGUGAGAAGACAAGGAAACCAAAUAGAGGGAAUUUUCUUUUACAGCCCGGCCUCUCUGAGUGAAGUCCCUGCUGACAACACUUCUUUCCCAAGACUUAAGGCUAUUUUCUGUUUCCCUUGCACACCAACCGUUUAUUACAAAAGUCUCCUAAGGGACAAAACAGAAAGUGAUGGAGAGCAGUCCUGGAAAGAGGACUCUGGUUGGCAGGUUUGUCAUGCGGGACAAGGAGACAGUUUGCUCUUGGGGCAGGAGAUCACAUCCAGCCAGGGUAUCAGGAGGCCUGAGUGAGUAGUUGAAAGUCACCCUCCAGGAAUGAGGCACAUAAUGCAGUCAACGAGCAGAAUAUGUGAACUGGUACUUCUGAUCUAUUGACAUGGUUAUAUCCUGAGGUAGAGCCAUGAGCCCAAGAGCCACAGUCUACUUUCCCAGACUUCCCUAGAAAAUAUGACACCUCCAACACUCCCUACCUCCACUUGCCACCUCCCUAAGGCAAGAAGAGAUAACUGAUGUGUCUUAGGACCCUGGUCCUGCACUAAGGAUGUCACCAUGUGUCCCAAGCACUGCAUCUGACCCACAGCAUGCACUCAACAAAUGCUGAAUUGAAUAGAAACCCAGAGAUCACCCAGCCUCAGGGAAUGAGUAUGGUUUGAAGUUAAGAUGCCCUGGUGGAGAAAGACUCCCCCAGCCCUGGCUUUAGCAUAUCAGCCAUCAUCUGCAAAAUCAGGAGUGGGAGAAGAGUGGAAGGGGGAAGGACUGAUGACACCUGACAGGAAGGGACUUCUUUUCAGAGCAAUCCUUACCAGGCAGGACCAGUAAGUGUCUCCCCAAAGACAGGAGCAAGCAUAGCUAGGCCUUGAUGAGCCCCACUUGCUCUACCCUAUGGGUCAUGGGACUCAGGAAAUGGAGCCUUAAUUUGUUGAUAAGCCCAGCUCCUUGCUGCUCUACCACCCCCUUUAUCAGAUAUACCAUGGAAGGAGUCAUCACUAUGGAGCUCUAAUCCCGAAAGUCUAACGAGAAGAGGGCAGCAGAUGUGAGAGGCUCCAGAAUACAGAUGGUGUGGAUUAAUCACAGGAACCAACUCAUGUUGGCUUUAAUGUCUGUUUUCUUUUAUCUGAGAAAGAAAACACACUUCUGUUAUCUGGACCCUCUAUACUGAGCAUUUCGGAAAGAUAUGGAACACAAACACAUAAAUAGAGGAUUCUUUUCUCCAACAGAAUGAGCUGUCAGAAAAAGAAGUGAAGAGGUUAUGUCUAUUUGCAAAGGCAGAGAAUCAACACAUAGGUUUUAGGUCUAGACUCCAGCACCCCUGUGGGAAAGGAACGGGGUGGACAAGAAGGUAGUAGCCUCUGCCCUCUGGAAGGAUUCCUUGUGGACCCAAGAGGGUUCAACUGGAUCCAUGAGUCACAUAGCUGAGUAAAAUGCAUGCAUCUGUCUUUGGAGGCAACAAUGCAUCCAUUCUGGCCAUCAGGGAGUGCUGGGGUGUGGCUCUCACCACUAACCACUCUCCAUGAUGCAAAGAGCCCUGGUGGAGUAUUGAUGGCACUCUCACAGACAUACUCCAGAGGGUGGAAAUAGAACAAAAGUUUUGGGGAAAGAAAGUUAGACUAGGCACCCAGGUGCAUCACUUGCAAAGGAAGGGAAGAGAUGUUGACUAAGAAGGUGAUAGAGGGGAUUAGAAGUUGAUUAGGAUGAUUAGGAGUGACAGUAUUGGGAGCAACUAGGAAGCGGGGGUACUGCUCUGUGUGUACACUUAGAUUCACAUGUCAAAGGAAACAUGGGGAGUGUAGCCAUGCGAACACCACAGAGGCAGUUACUGCAAUCACUUUACAAGUCAGAACCACUUGAAGUGAAUGACCGAUCAGGUUUCCAUAUGAUCUGCUCCAAGAAAGAGCUGUUGGUGCCCUGAGCUUGACAGGCAUGGCUGGAGAUGGGAAAAAGCCAGGUGGAGAAUAGAAAGAAGAAAGCAUAUAUAGAAGCUGGCUGUACUAGAGUGGUGCUUGUUAUGUUAUUGCAUGGCAUUGUAAUGUAUGUAAGAAAGAGUCAUAAUGAUGUGAUGGGACAUUAGUUUAUGGUAUUAGAGUAUUAAGUAUAAAAUAUCAGACAUAACUGAGUGAAGGGAAGCUGAUAAUAUAUGUGUAUGUGUAUAUAUACAUAUCUAUAAUGUGGAAGUGAGAAAAAAAACAGAAAGGCCAUUAGUCCCAACAAAUUUGAAUCCUCCAGAAUCCUUAGGUUAUUCUUAUUGUUAUUUGCUUUUAGCUCUCAAAGCCCUGGAAAAAGUACCUGGAACACAGCAGGAGUCAUAAACGUUUGGAAGUGAUGCACCUAGCUUGUCCCUACUUGGUGAAGACAGAUCACUAAACUCCAUAUUGACUGAGCCAUAUAGAAGCAGGUUGGCCCCACACUUCUCCUAGCUUAAGGAAGCCUUUGUGAAUUCCCAUAGCCCAUGCAAUAAUCAGACAGCUGCAGACACAGGGUCUGGUUCUCUGGCAGUGAACAGUGACAGUGUUGCACACAGUGGCUUGCACACAUUUAGAACCUAUCUGAAUAACACCCACAAUGCUGUUUCUACUGUGUAGUGUCUGCCCACCCUGCCAUUGUCUACGCCUUUCCUUAAGUACAUGAUAGAUACUGUUGAAUCUGUCAUCUUCAGUCAUGAUGCUGGGACUAAAUAUAAAGGUUCUGGGUCCAGCCGAUCUCAGGCCCUUCCCUCCUCCCAUAUCUAGAGAUGAUGUCAUCUUUUAAAAACCUUGGGUGGAAAGCCUGUUUGUUCCCACCCACCUACUCAACCUCAGUUGGGAAAGACCUGAGAUAGACAGGCUGCUUGCCCUACUGGAGCCUCUCUGGGGUCCACCCUGCAGAAAGAAAAAGCAACCUCAUUGUAUGGACCCCCUUCCACCUGCUCCUGACUGGGCAGUGUCCAUUAGGUCAGUGCAGCUGGAGUGUCUUUACCUGGAGCCAGCUUCACCUGGGAACUGUCCAGCGCACCCUGGCACACAUUUUCUGAGCCUCUUGAGCUGCCUCCAAGAACGAGUCAUCUUAGUCUACAAGUGUAUUUAUUUGGUAACUAUGCGGCUGUGUGUGUAUGAGUCUGAUACAAUGCAAACCUUGAAAUGUCUUAUUAAAUGGACUUAUGAAUUUAUAGAAAAUCUAAUCUAACUUCAGAGCCGUGUAUUACGUUGUUGGUCAAUAAGGUUGCCCAGCCACAGGGGACCAGAGAAAAACCUUACCCUCCACCCCUUCCCUUGGUACCCUCUCCCUGCCUAAUUGACGCACUAGAUUCUAACUGAUGCAGAGUGAAGGAUGCCCAGAGUGUACAUGUACAUAAGGAUUUAAUAGGGAAAUAACCUCUCGGGAAUCGGUUGAGUUUCUCCCCAUGGCUGUGAUCUUAUCAUGCCUGACUCCCAAACUUUAAAUUUCUAACAAUUUCGAUUCUUGCAGUUUCUGAGUAAUUUGUUAAAUGCCUAUUCAACACAGACAGAUAUUUAUUUUCAGCCUUGGCUCGUAAAUGCCUACAAACUGAUUCAUGUUGGUGGUCAUUAUGACACUGUGAAUUGGUGAAUAAAUAUGAUUUUAGAAUUUCACAGUAAA
Molecule: messenger RNA, 13457 nt
Organism: Mesocricetus auratus (golden hamster)
Lineage: Eukaryota; Metazoa; Chordata; Mammalia; Rodentia; Cricetidae
Gene: Clstn2
Product: calsyntenin 2
Exons: 17
Coding region: 215-3094 (959 amino acids)
Biological process (GO): homophilic cell-cell adhesion; positive regulation of synapse assembly; positive regulation of synaptic transmission
Cellular component (GO): cell surface; postsynaptic membrane
Molecular function (GO): amyloid-beta binding; X11-like protein binding; calcium ion binding
Source: RefSeq, a predicted model, not a curated record